Bombus pyrosoma is the source of this 6122-nucleotide messenger RNA. Its product is annotated as calponin homology domain-containing protein DDB_G0272472-like. The record is from RefSeq and is a predicted model, not a curated record. NCBI's taxonomy places the organism in Eukaryota, Metazoa, Arthropoda, Insecta, Hymenoptera, Apidae. The transcript is spliced from 5 exons. Bases 860 to 5140 code for a protein of 1426 amino acids.
ACAGAGAACGAUAUGUCUCUGCCGGGACAAAAUUCAGAAAAACUUCCAAAAAGUGGCGAUCGAAAUGUAAUUGAUCCACUUCACGGUGUAAAAGCAAGCGUUUCCCCUCCAUUUUCGCCAAAUGUGUCAGUGCCUAGAACUUUACUUGCAACGCACCUUGAACGCCAGAAGAUAUCCUAUACCAAAGACAGAAAUAUCUUACGAACAACUGAAGAGGACAGAAAGAAUAAAAACAUUUUGAAGGAUAAAAUCAAGAAUGAAGCGAAGAAUGAAAUCAAAGGCGAAAUCGAGGAUGAAGUCAAAGAUGAAAUGAAAAACGAUGAAAAGGUACUUUUGGAUGAAAACGAAUUUUGCGAUCUGAUAACUUGCAGGAAAGAAACAUCUGAAAAUGUAGAUUCAGAUGCAAAUGGAAUUUGCGACUCGAUGACUUGCACGAAAGAAAAAUUUCAGAAAGUAGACAAAUAUAGAGAAGUAAAUUUGGAUUCGAACAGAGAUUGCAUUUGUUCUGAAACUUGUGACAAUUUUUCAGAAACACGCACGAAGCAUGAUAGAGACGACAAGAUCUCUCCUACGAAAUUAACAGAAAUAAUCAAUAGCUCGAUCAAAGAAGCGAUGCAGAAUAUCGUGAAGCAAUGUAAAAUGGUAUUUAAGAUGCAAGUAUCCAGGAUACUUCAAUUUUUUACCACAUUUUUAUUGUCAGUGCACGCGCAAACAAAAUGAAGGAAAUUAUUAUUUUAAUGUAUUAUGUAUUUUGCGUUUUAAAAAGCAGAAAGAAGAACAAGAUGCCGAUAAGAAGCCAAAAGAAGAAGCUAACUUUGAUAAAGUUUGCUACGUAAAUAAGGAAGGAAUUCUAGUAAAAAUGAAGCACGAGCAUCGACCACGUACCACUCGGAAUAGUUCAACGAUAGAACGAUUACGUAAAAAUAACGAGCAGCUCGAUAAUCGUUUAAAAUCGAAUCGUCUUCGAGAAAAAUAUAAUAGCGUACGUACGAAUAUUAGAAAAUUACAGGAGGAAAAAGGAAAACGUCAGAGUAAAAAAGAUAACGCGUUCGAAGAAGUAAAGAAAAAGAGGCACUCAAGAUCAUUAAACAAUGUAAAAACUGAUAAUCGUAGGAUGACUGGAAACGUGAACAUUUAUAUCUGUUCGGAAGCCAGUGAAAAUAUCCAAGCAACUAGUAAACAAGAUAAAUCUCAAUCAUGCACGGAAUCAUGCUCAGAAACGACGACGGAACAGUCAAAAGUUUCAUCGAGCAAACUUGUCACUUCAAUUCGGAACAAGCGCAGAAAAUUUCAAGAACAGGAUUCGAUCGAUCUUCUUGUAAAAAGUGAACAAAGUAACGAUGACAGCACUACCUAUAGUUCAGGCCCAUACGGAGAUUCCAAAAACACGCUGAAAGUAGAAAGCUGUAAUUUUAUCGACGUCUAUGACAACCUUGAUAAGGAUGACAACCGUGUAAGCACUGACUCUGUUUCGACCGAAUGUGGAUGCAAGGACAUCGAUAAUAGCGAUACUCUCAUGACAAUUGAUAAGUCAGACUUGUCGUUUGAAAAAUCGAAAUUUGUUAUAUGCGACAAAAUAGAGAAACCUUGCUCCACGAUUUAUACAACGAAGACCUUGACAGACUCAGAGAGCGACGGAUGGUCAUCGAAAUCGAUUUGCAGCAGUCGAAAUACAGAUGUAUGUAUUUCAUCCGACGCUUGGUCAGUAGAGCCUAAUUUAAAUUAUCGUAUUAACGAUAGCGAACAUCGUACAUUGCCUAUAAAAGCUCGUGAAAGUAUAUGUAAAUAUCGUAAAAGAGAUCAAGGACUAAUUGAUAGGUCUAAUCUGCGAUGCAGUUGUAAAAGCAGAAGACCUUACUCUAAGACAGUAAACAAAGAAUCAUGGAUGACUUGUAAUUGUAUAACAGAGGAAGAAGAAGAUGUAUGCGUCGAUAUGAAGACUAUCGAAAAGUUUGAAAAGCCAACUGUAAAAGAGAAAGAAACAACAACUACUUGUCGCAAACCUUCAGAAGAUUUAAAAGAAACGACGACGUUUGUACCAUGCCCAAGAUAUUCUGUGGAUUUACCGGAACGUAUAGAGAAAUUAAAGGAAGAACCUGCUGAAAAUAUGAAAGUCAUGGAAAAAGAAAAGGAUACGAAAGACUUACCCGAGGAAGAAAAGAUACCUAUUGUACGAGAAAAAAGCGAGAAACCAGGAGAAACUCUACUUGACAUGCCGAAGUUUGUCCCAUCAAGAACAAUAAGACCUGAAGUAAUUGUACUGAAACAGUUGUUGAAACAACCUAUACAACCAAAACCUGUAGGAAUUAUUGAUAUUUUGCCAAUUCCUGUUAUGAAAACAGAUAUUUUGGAAAAAUCGACGAAAGAUACGGUUGAUUUAAAACCUGAAAUCCAUGUACCGCCGACUAUUUCUAAACAAUACAAGUUGCGUAAGGAAUAUAGCAAACUUGAACCCAAGCAACUAGCAAUUGAAGAGAAACGAAAGUUGUCUCAGGAAAAAGAUGAAGAAAUAUUGAAAGAGGAAUCAGCGGAAAAAAGAUUGGAAGAUGAAACGUUAGAAGAGAAAGACAAAGGCAAAGCUAAAGAUACGAGAAAAGCUGAAAAGAGAACAUUAGAAGAAAAAGACGAUAGCGAAAUGAAAGAUACGAAAAUAGUAGAAGAGAGGGAGUUAAAGAAAGAAGACGAUAGCAAGAUUAUAGAUACGAAAAAAGCAGAGGAGAGAGGAUUAAAGAAAGAAGAUGACAGAAACAUUGAAGAUAUCAAAAAAGUAGAGGAGAAAGAAUUAAAGAAAGAAGACGAUAGCAAAAUUAAAGAUACGAAAAAAGCAGAGGAGAGAGGAUUAAAGAAAGAAGACGACAGAAAAAUUAAAGAUAUGAAAAAAGUAGGGGAGAGAGAGUUAAAGAAAGAAGACGACAGCAAAAUUAAAGAUAUGAAAAAAGCAGAGGAGAGGGAGUUAAAGAAAGACGACAACAGAAUUAAAGAUACGAAAAAAGCAGAGGAGAGAGAGUUAGAGAAAGAAGGCGACAGCGAAAGCAAAGACACGAAAGUCAUCCAACAAAUAUUGAGACCAUCGCUUCUUUUCAAAGGCUUAAAAAUGAUUACAGGUAGAACAGAACGCCCAGAACCAAAGCCUGAAGGAUUCGUGGAACCUGCAUCGCCUGAUAUUAUUAUCGAUAAAACUGUUAAAAUUCCCGAAAUAGAAACUAGCGAAUUACCAGAGAAAUCUAAAGACGAUACAAAAUCUAAAUUGUUCACAUAUAUACUGAAAAAAAUACCUAUACCGACAGAAGUACCUAUACCGACGAAAAUACCUACGCUAAAGAAAAUACUUAUACCGAAGAAAAAUGAUAAACCUGAAUCGAGUACAGAUAAUUCAGAAAAGCAGUCUGUAAACGAGGAAAAUAAAAAUAACAAUAAAAAUCCGAAUAUAGCUAAUUCAACGAAACCGCCUGUAUACGAAGAAAAUAAAAAGAACAAUAAAGACGAUCCUGCUUCCAAUCCUUCGCGAUCCACCAAAGAAAAAAUAAAAAAUAAUGCAGAACAUAAAAUAAAUUCUAAUGUCAGUAAAAAAAAUCCAAAUAAAUCAAAUUUAUUAAUUGUCACUAAUAGCAAAAAUUCGGCUGUUUCGCCAAUUCAAAAUGUUGCUAUUGAAUUAGGAAACCAAGGAAAUCCUAAAAACGAUAAAAAAAUAUCUGAAACUCAAGACAUGCCUAAAAAUCGCGAAAUUCAUGAAUCGUUGACGAAGCCACAGCUUGAGAAGGGAAUCGACGUUGAAGAAGAAAAAGAACUUGAACCGCAGAUUACUAAAACUCAAGAAGACAAGUCAGGUGAAGAAAUGAAUGUUAUUGUGCAUUCUGAAAAAGAAUCUAUCGCGGUAUCUACGCAACCUGACAAAUUCGACUCUCGUAUGAUAUGUAGAAACGCGAACCCAAGUUACACAAGGCAUACGGGUGUUACCGAUUAUACUACAACCGAAAAAAGCACAUGCAAUUGUUAUUAUUUACCGAUGCGUCAAUGCAAUAACGAACCUAUAAAUUAUCCUAAAAGUUGCUUAAAAAAGGAAAGAUCGUGUUAUCAUACUAUUUCUCAAGAAAGUAAUCGUGCGAUUCCAUACCGUGAUAAGAAAACCUGGGAGGAGUGUAGUUGUAGAAGAAUAAUUCCUUGCAACAAUUUUUGUAGAUCACGGAACGAAUGCAGUUGUAGAUUGAUGGUAAACUGCGUAAACUGUUACAAACCUCAAAAUAAAUGCAACUGUAAAUUAAUUUACGAAAGGAAGAGCAGUAGUGGGUACAUGAAAUCGAUGUUUUGUCUUUAUUGCGAUAAACCUCGCGACAAAUGCACGUGUAUGGCGAUGGCACGAAAAUGUUCGUACUGUGAACUGCCCAUAGAUAUGUGCUUGUGUAAGGAGCAGAAAACAAUUUGCGAUGGAAGACCGGUCCUGACCGAGUCUAAUAACGAUCGCACUAUGUACGUUACUGCGUGGAAGCCUAGAGAAGAAGUACGACGUUACUUUUCUAGGAAUUUGACCGAUCUUAAAACCGAUUCCAUCAAUGAAUGCUGCUGCUGCGAGAAGCUUAAGCAGCAUAACUCCGAUGACCUUCCUUAUCAACGAUUGAGCGUUUUUUCUGACGUGAUGGAUGAAUUGCAGCAAAAAAUAAUCGAAUCUACGUGUUGUGCGCGAUGCCAAAAAGCUCCUUGCUGUUGUAAUGUUAGUGUAGACAGAGAUGAGAGAAGAGAAGAUAGGAAGAUAAAGUAUUGUAUCAGCCCUAAAACACGACGGAAGAUUAUCGCCGUAUGUAUGGAAAAAGCGAAAAAUAAAUCAUUGAAUAAUUGCAAAUACGAGUCUAAUCACGCAAAGAGCGACAAACAGAAAAAAGUAUUGGUAGCCCUUUGUUGUGUUUGCAAAGCAACACCCUGUAGAUGCAAGAGAUCUAAGCCCAGUCAGAAAAAGCUGAAAGCGAAAUGUUAUUAUUGUAAAAAUUCACCGUGCAUCUGCAUUGCGGCCAGAGAGCGCAACAAGUCGAGGCCAUGCAGGUGCACUGAUUCACCUUGCCGUACGAAAGAGAAGGAAAGCACAUCGUAUGGAAAAACAUCUACGAAACCGAAGAACAAUGACGAAAAGACAAUUUGCGUGCACUAAUGUGACACCUGUCGUUACUUGACUUACAAUUUGGAAUACAAUGUCAAUUGGAGCAAACUACCGCUCAGGAUUUUUAAACAAAAGCCAACAAACGAUUUGCAUCUUUCGAAAUUUUUGAAAAUGAACCCCUUCUUCAUAGUCUUCGAUAAUAUCUUUAUACAUAACAAAAUUUAUUUGAAUUAUAUUGUUAAGAGCGUUCUACGAACAACGGUUCAAACGAUUCUGCUGCACUCGCAAUUUUCAUUUUUCACAAUGAAAAGCAGCAUUUUUAUUUAGCUGAUAAUCGAACGUAUCUUCCUCCUACUUCUCUCUCUACAGAAUUUUUAUGAACAUUUUCCAGUGUCAUUUCUUUUCCUUUCUUUUUCAAAAUUGAUCAAGGUAUAUAAUACUGUCGAGGAUUUAACUUUAACGUUUCAAGUAUGUUUACACUAUAAUAUGUUUCAGUUUGUUGCAUUUUACUAAAUCAUUCCCUCUUAUGUGUAUAUAUAUAUAUAUAUAAUCAUAAAGAAACAAGGUAACUCUGUUUUAGUUACGAUAAAACAUUUGACAUAUUGCAAAACGCUCUGAUUACGUAGCAAUAGUUAGCAUAUUAACGGAACGAAUAUUUCAUUUUGUAAAUUAUAACGGAUAUAACGAUAUAACAACAUAGUUGUCUUUUUAUGUAACAUAUGUAAAAUAAAAAUUAAAGUCAAAGAUAUUAAACAUUAAUAAACAUUUGCGUAUGUCACAAACGCGUUAAGACAAAAAUAAAUGAACGUAUUAAAUAUGCGUGAUGUAACUGAAAUAUAAAAUAAAUUUAAAUAGAUUAAGCUUCCUUUCUAAUCUUGCAUCUUUCUACAAAAAAAUUGUAUACAAUGUUAAUCGUAAAAUAUACAGCUAAAAAUAAAGCUAAAAUAUAAAGCUAAAAUACAGCUAAAAAAUGUUCACAACAUUACAUUGAGUGUUUUGUUUCUCCACUUUCAUUGAAGAAACAAAAAACAAC